GGGAAACUGAAUUGGUAAACAUGCCGUUUUCGGUUUUACCCCCUCCCUCCCUCCACCGAGCGAUCCAGCCCCUCGAUCCCUGGAUCUUCUUCCUCCUCGGCCGAGCGCCGCUACCCAUCCCGCUGCCGAGCGCCCAUCGUCUUCCUCCUCGCGCGAGCGCCUCCACCGCAGUGCAGGGGAUUAGGGAUGUACAAGAUGCUGGUUCCUAGCUGGAGCGCCAUUUCGGCGUACAUGUCAGAGUAUUGGUCUGCCAUAGCUGCUACUGUCAUUUUUGCAUCUGUAGGGGGCGUGACAAUUUAUUAUACCAUCAAUCAGUUGAACAAAAACAUCAGCUUGAGCUUGAUGAAAGCUAUCAGAGCUAGGGCUAAGAAGUACAAGAAACUGAAAGACAAGGUCCCUGCUGCUUCUCACAUUUGGAGAAAAGAACUGGGCUCUCGCAGUAAAGGUCUAAAAUGCUGUGUAUGCUUGAAGUCUGUUUCAGCUCCACAGUAUUUGGGGGGAACCAUCCAUCACUGCGAUAUUUGUGGGGCCACUGCACAUCCUAGUUGCUCUGGAAAUGCACACAAAGAUUGCAAAUGUGUUUCUAUGGUUGGCCUUGACCAUGUUAUUCACCAAUGGGCUGUACAGUGGAUUGACACCACAGAUCGCUCUGAAGAAGACUCAUUCUGUUGCUACUGUGAUGAAUCUUGCAGUGGAGCUUUCCUCGCAGGUUCUCCAAUUUGGUACUGUAUGUGGUGUCAGCGGCUAGUGCACGUUGAUUGCCACAACAACUUAGCUAAGGAAACUGGUGAUAUCUGUGACUUGGGCCCAUUGAAACGGCUGAUAUUAUCGCCUCUGUGUGUCAAGCAGCUUCAUUCGACAGUUGCGGCAGGAAUUUUCAGUUCUAUCACAAGUGGGGCUAAUGAAUUGGCUUCCACUGUCCGGGAGACAAUUAGGAUUCGUAGUAAAAGGUACAAAAAGGGCACCACUUCUUCCGAACCAGAGAGCUCUGGGACUGCUGAGCAACCAUCUGAUACUGAAGGGGAAUCACAAGGGGAAACCGCCCCCACUAAGAGGGAGGAUCAUGUCAACGGUAAACUUCCUGAAGUACAUUCAAGCUCUGAUUCAGAAAAAGAUAAACAGCUCAUAAUGGACAAUGCAGCUAGCAGGCCAAGUAGCCAACCUGAGGAUUCUGUUGUCCAGAAUAAUCAAAAACAUGAAAUUGUGGACGUACCUUCUGACUCCAGGCCAUUGCUAGUUUUCAUUAACAAGAAAAGUGGUGCCCAGAGUGGUGAUUCACUGAGACAGCGCCUGCAGAUCCUUCUUAAUCCUCUACAGGUGUUCGAGUUGAGCAAGCAUCAAGGACCAGAAGUUGGUUUAGCUUUAUUUCAGAAGGUACCCCACUUCAAAAUUCUUGUUUGUGGUGGUGAUGGCACUGUUGGUUGGGUUUUAGAUGCGAUUGAGAAGCAAAAGUUUGAAGCGCCGCCUCCUGUAGCCAUCCUUCCAGCUGGUACUGGUAAUGAUCUUGCAAGGGUUCUGUGUUGGGGCGGUGGUCUUGGUGUUGUUGAGAAACGAGGAGGUCUAUUCUCAGUUCUGAAAGAUGUCGAGCAUGCUGCAGUUACUGUUCUUGACAGAUGGAAGAUCACUUUAAAGGACAACCAAGGAAAACUCAUGUCUUCACCAAAAUUUAUGAACAACUACUUCGGGGUUGGCUGUGAUGCAAAGGUUGCUCUAGAUAUCCACAACCUGAGGGAGGAGAACCCUGAACGAUUUUAUAGCCAGUUUAUGAAUAAGGUGCUUUAUGCAAAAGAGGGAGCAAAGAAUAUCAUGGAUAACAUGUUCUAUUAUUUUCCAUGGGAAGUCAAGCUUGAGAUAGAUGGAUCCAACAUUGAAAUUCCUCAGGACACUGAAGGUAUUCUUGUUACCAACAUCCCGAGCUAUAUGGGAGGGGUCGACCUGUGGAAGAACGAGGAUAGUAUCUCUGACACUUUCCAACCUCAAUCCAUGCAUGACAAGAUGCUGGAAGUAGUCAGCUUCACAGGAAUGCUGCAUCUUGGAAGGCUACAGGUAGGGCUUUCUCGCGCACAAAGGUUGGCUCAAGGGUAUCAUAUAAAGAUUGAGAUCACUACAACAAUGCCCAUCCAAGUCGAUGGAGAGCCAUGGUCCCAGGAGCCAUGCACCAUAGAAGUUUCUCAUCAUGCACAGGCCUUCAUGCUGAAGAGAGUUUCUGAAGAACCUAUCAGCCACGCUGCGUCCAUAAUGGCUGACAUUCUGGAGAACGCAGAGAACAGCGGUACCAUCUCAGCCUCGCAGAAGAGCGCUCUCCUCCAGGAGAUAGCGUCUAGGCUUUUGUAGGACACUCCGUGCAACACGAUCGUGUGUAGCUCCGUAGUUCACCCUAUAGCUUUUAACCAAUGCUUGGUCCCAUUUGUUGUACAUACAAAUAUACACUCAUGGCUUCCUUCCUUGGAUUGAGCUUGUGUAUAAUUCUGUAAAAUUUUGUAGGGCUUGAGAUGAGUGUAUGUAGUUGCUUGGGUUGAGCACCAGGAGAAAAACCAUGUCCUGUGCUUAGUUCUUGCUUUCAGGGUGAUCCUGGGAAGUGUGUUCUAAUCAGUCGUCUGUCUGGCUUGUAACGGUGCUGAUUUGGUGUGCUGUGUUGCAAUACUAAUGUGAGCCGCGGUUCUUACGCGAGUUUUCCAGUA
Messenger RNA from Brachypodium distachyon (stiff brome), 2681 nucleotides. RefSeq names its product diacylglycerol kinase 1. The coding region runs from base 187 to 2334 and encodes 715 amino acids. Gene Ontology annotation, molecular function: ATP-dependent diacylglycerol kinase activity. The record is from RefSeq and is a predicted model, not a curated record. Lineage: Eukaryota; Viridiplantae; Streptophyta; Magnoliopsida; Poales; Poaceae. The transcript is spliced from 8 exons.